AUGUCGCCUACCACUAACGGACUCGGCGUCCAGGUCGAGGACACCAAGAUAUGUGUCGUCAUGGUUGGCCUGCCCGCACGGGGCAAGAGCUUCAUCGCACAAAAGGCCCAGCGCUAUCUGCAAUGGCUCACCAUCCCCUCCAAGGUCUUCAACGUCGGUAACUACAGGCGCAACGACGCUCCCCAGCCCACCGCAGACUUCUUUGACGGCGCCAAUGUCGAGGGGGAGCGCAUGCGUCGCGCCGCUGCCGAGGCUGCCGUCUCCGACAUGCUUGCCUGGUUCCGCACCGGCGGUGUCGUCGGCAUCCUAGACGCCACAAAUUCGACAAAGGAGCGCCGCAAAUGGGUCGCCAACACCUGUGUCGGCCACGGAAUCGAGGUCCUCUUUGUCGAGAGCAAGUGCGACGACGAGGAUCUUAUCAUGGCCAAUAUCCGCGACGUCAAGACUACCAGCCCCGACUACCGCGGCCAGGACCCCGAACAGGCCGCCCUGGAUUUCCGCAACCGUAUCAAGAUGUAUGAGAAGUCGUACAAGUCAAUCGAUGAUGACGGAGACGAGGAUGACUACACAUACCUUAAGCUCAUGGACGCUAGCAAACAAGUCAUUAUCAACCGAAUCCAAGACUACUUACAGAGCCGAGUCGUCUACUAUCUCAUGAAUCUCCACAUCCGUCCCCGCUCCAUCUGGCUAUCAAGACACGGGGAGUCGCUCUACAACCUCGACGGAAGAAUAGGCGGUGAUACGCUCCUCUCCCCUCGCGGCGAGGCCUAUGCUAAGAAGCUUCCCGAGCUUGUGAAGCAAUCAGUAGGCGGUGACCGCCCUCUCACCGUCUGGACAUCGACAUUGAAACGAACUAUUGCUACUGCCCGCUUCCUGCCACCAAACUACAACCAACUGCAGUGGAAGGCUCUGGACGAGCUGGACUCGGGUGUAUGCGACGGUCUGACGUACCAGGAGAUCAAGGACCGCUACCCCGACGACUUUGCCGCCCGUGACGACGACAAGUACAACUACCGGUACCGGGGAGGAGAGUCGUACCGUGAUGUCGUCAUCCGCCUCGAACCCAUCAUCAUGGAGCUCGAGCGCAGCGAGGACAUUCUCAUCGUCACACACCAGGCUGUCCUGCGCUGCAUCUACGCCUACUUCAUGAAGAAGGACCAAUCGGCGAGCCCCUGGAUGAACGUGCCACUGCAUACCCUCAUCAAGCUGACGCCCAGGGCCUACGGCACCGUUGAGGAGAGGUGGGAGGCCAAUAUCCCCGCCGUCAGCACCUGGCGUGCCAAGGGAAGCACGGCCAAGCACGAGAAUCCCAACCCAGAGGGGAUGUAG
Geosmithia morbida is the source of this 1329-nucleotide messenger RNA. RefSeq names its product 6-phosphofructo-2-kinase / fructose-2,6-biphosphatase 2. Gene Ontology annotation, biological process: fructose 2,6-bisphosphate metabolic process; fructose metabolic process. The coding region runs from base 1 to 1329 and encodes 442 amino acids. Gene Ontology annotation, molecular function: ATP binding; fructose-2,6-bisphosphate 2-phosphatase activity; 6-phosphofructo-2-kinase activity. Gene Ontology annotation, cellular component: cytosol. The transcript has 3 exons. The record is from RefSeq and is a predicted model, not a curated record. NCBI's taxonomy places the organism in Eukaryota, Fungi, Ascomycota, Sordariomycetes, Hypocreales, Bionectriaceae.